Botrytis cinerea B05.10 is the source of this 3446-nucleotide messenger RNA. RefSeq lists its product as hypothetical. NCBI's taxonomy places the organism in Eukaryota, Fungi, Ascomycota, Leotiomycetes, Helotiales, Sclerotiniaceae. Gene Ontology annotation, molecular function: transmembrane transporter activity. The transcript is spliced from 5 exons. Bases 1123 to 3066 code for a protein of 647 amino acids. The record is from RefSeq and is a predicted model, not a curated record. Gene Ontology annotation, biological process: transmembrane transport.
UGCAGUGCAAUCAACAUGAAGUAUCACGCUCCCCCAUACAAAUUACAAAUGGCUAUCAAUAGAAAAAACCUGAUUCAAGCAUCAAAGUUUGGUUUGAUAUCCUACAGAGGCCGCCCAUCGUUUCACAUAAACCCGUCUGCUGGAUUGGAUAAAUUAGUACCUAUUCAAGACAAAUUACAGCGGGUACAUGUCAAACGAUCGUCGGGGACAGCAUCUCCCAUAAUUUUAAUUCGAUUGCCCUUCGCAUUUGUGCAUUUAUGAUUUGUAAGUACGAAAGAGUUGCCGCGUACACACUGAGCAUCAAGCACUCACGCACUGAACGUUCGAACAUCGGCCAACCCUUGAACCUUCUGCCCGAUUAUUUGUGGCAUUUCAUUUUCAUCACCAUUACCUUCCCUGGCCUAACACAUCCACACCCUUGCUUAUCUGGUAUUCCUUAUGCUUAUCCCUAUUUGAGUUGGACGAAUAUCAAACAGGAACUCUUGCGUCGUGAACCAAGAAAAGAGAAGAAACAAGCCGAGAACCAACGGUCUUUGCGAAGAUGCAUAACCAUGGGAGGCUUGGAGAGUUGUACUUAGGAUUCGGGAACGUGGGAUCCCAGGUGGAUCACAAAGGCAACCAACCAUUUUCCUGCUCUAUGAAGCCUCGCCUAAAGAGUACAAAGCUAUGGGGCAAGCUUAAUUUUGAAAUUGAUGAUGAUGUAUAUCCCAUACGCAAACAUUUUUCCUCUGCUAGCAAGGAUAAAGUAGGUACAGAGCAAAGGAAAUGUCAGACUAUCCACGAGGAAGAAGGAUAAUAACAUUAACCUCCGAGUAGAAGAGAUGUCCGAAAAGGUCGAUUGAUGAAGAUCGAAUAACAGCAUAUCAUUUCUACUACUUUUGGCAUGCACUUUGCUUCUUGAAUCCAUCUUUUCUUUCCGUUCUAUCCUUUUUUGCAUUCAUUUGAUAGCUUGGCACAAUCGUGCACCGAGCCGCUCCAUUAUUUCCGUCUAACUUAUUUCUCUGCUCUAGUUCAGUUGUUGACUUGUACCGUUCGAGUUUUGGCUUGUUGAUUCUUUUCUUCUGUUUUUUGGGAGUUUCGUUUCAUUUUAUCAUCGUUUGUCAAUUUUUUGAUUGAAAAAUAAUGACCAUGUCGGAGAAAACCAAUCUCCCAACACCUUUAUGGUCACCGGCCUUGCCUGAACAUAGAGGUGUAAGUGGCUUUCAUCGCAGGCAUACCUCUCUCGUACCGCCAUCUCCACGUGAGGUCUUCGAUUCCCGACCUAGUACUGCUUCAGAGCCGGAUUCAGAAGCAUCUGGUCCCAAACCACAAGCAGUGACAUGGAUGUCACUACCUCGAAAAGAUCAAUUAGCCAUCCUCUUCUUCUCUAGAUUGGUAGAUUUCUUACAAAUUGCUUCAUUGCAAGCCUAUAUGUUCUAUCAGUUGAAGAGCUUUGAUCCAGGUUUAUCUGAUGCUGCUAUUUCGUCACAGGCGGGGAUUUUGCAAGGGUGUUUCACCGGUGCUCAGGUCUGUACUGCGGUGCUAUGGGGUAAAGCCGCCGACACCUGGGGAAGGAAGAUGGUUCUCAUGAUAGGGUUGGUUGGAACGGCCAUCUCAUGUAUGGGAUAUGGCUUUUCGACGACGUUUUGGCAAGCGGCUUUGUUUCGUGCUUUUGGUGGUGCUAUCAACGGUACUGUGGGAAUAAUACGUACCAUGGUUGCAGAGUUUACCAAAGAGAAAAAAUAUCAAUCUCGGGCAUUUUUGCUUUUACCUAUGAGUUUCAACGUGGCUGGUAUAUUGGGUCCAGUUAUGGGUGGAUUACUUGCAGAUCCAGCAAUGACACUCCCUGGUCUUUUCGGUGACCAAGCUGCAUUCGGAUUUGAGUGGCUCAAAUCGUAUCCCUAUGCCCUUCCUGGUAUUCUCAAUGCCGUCUUCUUAGCAACUACCGGCGUCAUCGUAUUCUUGGGACUAGAAGAGACUCUUCCUUCGGCACGCGGUCAAUUUGAUUACGGAAUUAAUCUGAUGAAUCGGAUUAAACAAUCAACAGGGUUUGGAACUAUCGUUGCCCCGAUUGAUUACUCUCAUCUUGAGACCUCAACUGAUAGCCUCGAUAACUUCGAGCCUAAAUCAAUCACUCGUCCCACCGCAAAUAAAUUACCCUUUAGUCGCAUCUGGACUAAAAACGUAAUCUUUACCCUGAUUACCGGCGCCUUCUUUGAUUUCCAUCUUGGAGCUUUCACAAAUAUCUGGUCACUUUUUCUUUCCACUCCCCGACCUACUUCCGACGAUUCACGAUCUCUUCCCUUUGUUUUCACCGGUGGUCUCGGUAUGCCUGCUGCAACAGUCGGCUUUGCGACAUCCAUUCUCGGUAUCCUUGGCAUGGCUCUACAAGUUCUUCUUUAUCCACCUGUGCAUGCAAGACUUGGUACUCUCCUUUGCUUUCGAUUUUUUCUAAUUUUGUUCCCCGUCGCCUAUUUCUUUGCUCCAUAUUUGGCCGUAUUACCUUCUAGUACUUUGGCGCCCGCGCCUGCUGCCGGUCCUGCGAUCUGGAUUGGCAUUUUCUUUGUACUUUUACUUGCUGUUUCAGCGAGAACGUUUACGUUGCCUGCUACUAUCAUAUUAUUGAACAAUUGCUCGCCUCAUCCUUCUGUUCUGGGCACGAUACACGGAGUUGGACAAUCGGUCUCGGCCGGCUUCCGCACAGUGGGACCAGUGGUAGGUGGAAUUUGGUAUGGAAAGGGGUUGGAAAAGGGAGUAGUGGGAUGGGCAUGGUGGGAAACAGCAGUGGUGGCUGCGGCAGGAUGUGUAACAGCUAUGUGGGUUUAUGAGGGGAGUGGGCAUGAAAUAUUCUUGGAAGGGGAGGAAGAGGAGAUGGAGGAGAUGGAAAUGCAAGGGCUGAUGAGGGAUAAUCAGAUAGAAAGAGAGGAGGGAGUUUAUGCUGAAAGGCAGGGGUUGAUGGGACAGAUGGGUGGAAGUACCAGCUUGGAUUUGAGAGAUUUGAUUGAUGAUGAGGUGGAACGGGGAGGGAUGGCUGGCGGUAGUAAAGGGGUUAGCUUGGAGGUUAGAAGGAGCUUGGCAAUGAAGUAGAAUUGGCAUUCCGGAAAGCUAGCAGAGAACUGGCGUAUAGGCGUUUUGGGGCUGUGUAUCAUGGGAACAUAUACCACGUAUUUGUACUGGGCAUCAAAAGGUCGGAUAGGCGGAUCGCGAAUCAAAUUUUUAUUAAGUUAUCUAAGAAACGUGCUCCCACAAAAAUACACUCAAAAGUUUCUAGUAGAUAUAUCAUUUUCCAGCAGUACGGCUGACUGAAUCAAAAAUUGUAUAUGCUCACCCCAGACAGCUAUCAGGAUUGACGAGAAUUCCGCAAGGCAUUGACGAUUCCAAAGCGACUGAUUGCACAUUAUGCCCCCCAACUAGACAAUAUACUACACAAAGACUGUAAGGUUGAAUAAAAUGCUUGUUUGAGAUUA